AUGGUGAAGCUCACAAAAGCAGUCGAGGUCCUCGGACUGGCGACCUUGGCUGCGGGCCACGGCUAUGUUGAUACCGCCAGCAUCGGCGGCGUGGAAUACAAGUUCUAUCAGGUGAAUUGCGUUCCGGCGGAAAAGCCCUACCAAGACCCCUACUUGAACCCUGCGCCCGACCGCGUGUCACGCCCGGUUGCCGGCGAUGGUCCUAUCGAGGAUGUCAACUCGAUCGAUCUGCAAUGCGGAGGCUGGUCGGCAGGCGGGGUAGUCGGAUCGGCACCGGCCAAGCUGCAUGCCGCAGCAGAGGCCGGAUCAACAGUUAAGCUGCGGUGGACGCUGUGGCCAGACUCACACGUGGGACCCAUGAUCACCUACAUGGCGCGUUGCCCUGAUACAGGCUGCCAGGACUGGGAGCCGGCAGAAGAGGCCGUCUUUUUCAAGAUUCAGGAAGAGGGUCGCGAGAGCAGCACGUCAAACGAGUGGGGCUCUUCGCCGCUCAUGACAGAGGGUUAUGAAUACGAGUACACGGUUCCAGCCUGCCUACAGCCUGGACACUACCUGGUUCGCCAUGAGACGAUUGCGCUGCAUGCGGCGUUUGCGUACCCGGGCGUCCAAUUCUACCCCAACUGCCACCAGCUCGAGAUCAACGGCUUGGGCACCGCUGUCCCGACGGAUCUUGUCAGCUUUCCCGGUGCUUAUGCUGCUGAUGACCCAGGAGUUACUUUUAAUGCCUAUUUGCCGGGCGAAUACACAAUCCCUGGCCCAGCUGUCUUCACUUGUUGA
Messenger RNA from Verticillium nonalfalfae, 777 nucleotides. Its product is annotated as Esterase/lipase/thioesterase. The transcript is spliced from 6 exons. The record is from RefSeq and is a predicted model, not a curated record. NCBI's taxonomy places the organism in Eukaryota, Fungi, Ascomycota, Sordariomycetes, Glomerellales, Plectosphaerellaceae. Bases 1 to 777 code for a protein of 258 amino acids.